Molecule: messenger RNA, 405 nt
Organism: Psammomys obesus (fat sand rat)
Lineage: Eukaryota; Metazoa; Chordata; Mammalia; Rodentia; Muridae
Gene: Nhlrc4
Product: NHL repeat containing 4
Exons: 1
Coding region: 34-405 (123 amino acids)
Molecular function (GO): protein binding
Source: RefSeq, a predicted model, not a curated record
GGACCAACCUGGGAACCCCUUGCUCCAGCCUCCAUGCUAGGUCUGGAGGGCCCCUGUUGGGUAGGUCCAGGGCCUGAUGGGGGCCUUGCUGUGAGUGAAGAGUUUGGAGAUGUGCAGCUGUUUGGCAGUGCCUAUCAGCCUCUGGGUUCCCUAGGAACCCUGACUGGGCAUAGAUUUGGCCGUCCAACAGGUGUGUGCUCUGACACAGAAGGUAGCAUUAUUGUGGCUGAUGAGCAGAGACAUCAAGUGACUCUGUUUCCCCGGGUUGGGCCACCUAUCUGCUUGCAGUUGGAAGGACUAGAGAGGCCCUUGGGUAUGGCCUGUGCACCCCAGGGCCAACUGGUGGUGGCAGAUGCAGGGGAUAACUACAUCAAGGUGUACCAGUAUCUUGGGGAGAUGGCCUAA